Molecule: messenger RNA, 1662 nt
Organism: Phanerochaete carnosa HHB-10118-sp
Lineage: Eukaryota; Fungi; Basidiomycota; Agaricomycetes; Polyporales; Phanerochaetaceae
Exons: 15
Coding region: 1-1662 (553 amino acids)
Biological process (GO): regulation of proteolysis; proteasome-mediated ubiquitin-dependent protein catabolic process
Cellular component (GO): cytoplasm
Molecular function (GO): ubiquitin protein ligase binding
Source: RefSeq, a predicted model, not a curated record
AUGGAGAGCACUACUGUGCGUUUUGAGUGGACUGUCCGUGAUCUUGCCGAGUUGUUUGACAAUAGCAAGGGAGAGAUAAAGUCGAAGGUGACAAAGUCUGCCAAGUUUGGUGGCGGUCGCUGGCAGAUCCUUUUCUAUCCCAACGCGGGUAUUGUCAAUGCAGAUGGCCAAGGUUUCGUGAGUCUGUAUCUUGCGUGUGAACCUACGGCAGAAGAGAAAGAUAACGCAGUGAACGGCAAAAGAUGGGUCCGAGAAGGUGUUUAUAAGUUUGGGUUUGAGCUGCGCAAUCCUUCGAGGACAAUUCUUUUCAACAACAAGGAGGCAAACGACCAUUCUUUCUCAUGGAAGACUGUGAACUGGGGAUGGGCUCAGUUUGCCCGAAGAGAUACUGUAUUCUACCAAGCAAGUUCAGUCCGUCAAGCGGAUGCUAUGCUGAUUACCUGUACGAUCACCUCGUCGCCGGUGCCACCAGUGCCUCCACCGGCCAUUCCAAGACAACCUGUGCCAAAGGACCUGUUGGACGCGAUGGGCAGCCUUCUGGACGACCCCGCAUACUCUGACGUGGAAUUCGUUUUGCCGAGAAGACGAAGGAAGGGCGUUAGAAUAAUCUACGCUGCGGGACGAUUACUGCGGAGGGUUGACUACUUCGACACUAUGUUCCAUUCUGGAUUCGCGGAAGGAAUGCGCCUGGAACCACUACCGGCAGACCUAGAUGAAGAUUUAGGUGGUAGCCUCCCCCACCGUUUUCAGGACUCGGAUGACGAAGAUGAUAAUGAUGACCUCGUCAUGGCCGAUGACACGGAAAUUCAGCUGCCACGGUCGGAAACAGAGAAGGUAGAUGUGCAAGGAGACUCAGGCGGUUGGGUUAACAUGGAGGAUGACCGCUUCGGCGUCCGUUCAGACUCUCACGAAGUAGCAGAGCAGCGCGAUACUGCCAGAGUCCGUGUCGUGGUGAGGGAUGUUGCGUACAGCACGUACCGAGCCGCCCUCUAUUAUAUCUAUACGGAUACCAUCGUCUUUGCUCCACUCGCUUCUUCUUUCACGAAUCACGGCUACUUCAGCCCUAUGCCUCCAGCUCUCAAGCAGCCUCGGUCGAUUGGUUUGUCCACUCCAGCAGCGACGGCACCAGAGACGCAGGGUAUUUUUCAGCUCGGUCACACCCAGAAGUCCUCGCUAUCAUUAGACAUAGCGCCAGGCCAUCCGUCUUCUCGGAAAGAGUGGAUCGCUGAAUGGGAGAAAAACAAUCCUGGAAGACCGCGACCCUGCUCUGCAAAGGCAGUAUACCGCCUAGCUGACAGUGGGUUGUUAGCGUGCGUUGUUUCUAGGCAUGUACUCACUGAUACCUUCGUAGAGCUUGAUUUGCAGGAAUUAAAGGACCGGGCAUUCCAGCACAUUAUCAAGUCACUCGCUGUAGAUAAUGUUGCGUACGAAGUGUUUUCUGAUUUCUCCGCUGCGUUUGAGGACGUUCGGAAGGUGGAAGUGCAGUUCUUCCUGGACCACUGGGCUGACAUCCGGAGCUCCGAUGCUAUGCGCAAUGUCUGGCAGCAGAUCAGAGUCGGCCGCCACCCUGGUUUCGAAGAAGUCUGGCCCUUAAUUGCGGGAAAUCUGGAGUUCAAGCCACUCAGCAAGGCUGAUACCACAAAGGAAGGGGAAGGGAUGUAA